Molecule: messenger RNA, 1404 nt
Organism: Chilo suppressalis (striped riceborer)
Lineage: Eukaryota; Metazoa; Arthropoda; Insecta; Lepidoptera; Crambidae
Source: the annotation of a GenBank genome assembly
UCUUCAAUUCCAAGUUCACUCUUGUUGACAGCAUAGAGUUAGUAACAGUUUUUGGUUACUCUAUAAUUAUUACAUAAUGGAUAAUACCGGUUCAUGUAGCUCUCCUAAAGAAGGCCAACUUGUUGGUAUUGGGAACCCUUUGCUAGACAUUUCAGCUAUUGUUGAUGAAGAGUUGCUGAAAAAAUAUGACAUGCAUCCGGAUGAUGCUAUUAUGGCUGAGGAGAAACAUAUGCCUCUUUACAGGGAGCUGAUGGAGAAAUACAAAGCAGAAUUUAUCGCUGGUGGUAGUGUUCAGAAUUCAUUACGUGUUGCCCAGUGGAUACUGAAGAAGCCAAAGAUUUGCACCUACUUUGGCUGUGUUGGCGACGACGACUAUGCGAAGAUCCUUAAGGCAAGAGCUGUCGCGGAAGGCGUGAACGUUCUGUACCAGGUGACGUCAGCGGCCCCCACGGGCACGUGCGCGGUACUGGUGACGGGCACGCACCGGUCGCUGUGCGCCAACCUCGCGGCCGCGCAGAAGUUCACGGAGGACCAUCUCGCCAAGGAGGAGUGCCAGAGGAGCAUACAGGCGGCGGAGUUCUUCUACGCUUCGGGUUUCUUCGUGGCAGUGUCCCCGGAAUCGAUCAGGCAGUUGGCUACUCACGCUCAUACCAACGAUCACACGUUCAUUAUGAACCUGAGCGCGCCCUUCGUGUCGCAGUUCUUCAAGGAACCCCUGGAGAAACUACUGCCCUACGUGGAUGUACUCUUCGGGAAUGAAGCGGAAGCGGAGGCCUUCGCGAAAGCUUUCAACAUAGAAUCGACCGAUCUUAAAGAGAUCGCCGUUAAAAUAGCUGCCAUGCCGAAACUCAACGAGAGUAGGCGUCGAGUGGUCGUUAUAACGCAGGGUUGCGACCCUGUCAUAUUAGUGGAGAACGGGGAAAUAUCCCUUAUACCAGUCAGUGUGUUAGCUCGGGAGCAAAUUGUGGACACAAAUGGCGCUGGCGAUGCUUUUGCGGGCGGUUUCCUAGCCCAAAUGGUACUAGGGGCGCCUUACAAGACGUGCGUCAAGUGCGGAAUAUAUACUGCCACGCAUAUCAUUCAACAUUCGGGAUGCACUUUCAGUGGAGAAAGCAAUUUCGUAGACAGCUAAAGGCAAUCUCACUAUCUAGGAUGUAAUAAUGUGCUUCUUCGGAUUAUAGGCAAUGAGAAUGUACUGAGAUAUUGAUUACUCUUAGAAUGGUCUAAGAUCCGAGCCUACAUCGACCUUCACCGAGCUGAUAAUGAAAUUAAACAUAUUUUAUCAUGAAUUUAGUAUAUCAGAAAAUGUAUAUUAAAAAUGGGUUGCCUGAAAAAUCCUGGACAGCGUAUUUUUAAAUAUAUAUUUUUAUCUAAAGAAAAUAUAACUAGAAAAAAAUCCACGCG